GAACUGUUUCCAGAGAUGGCUUAUCUAACUUUGCUUUUGGCUAUUCUUCAUGUGCACAAAGCAUUGUGUGAAGAGACCUUUUGGGACACAACUGUUCAGCUCUCUGAGACUAUGACUCUGGAAUGUGUGUAUUCAUUUACGGAUAACUUAACCCAGGUGGAGUGGAGCAAGAUCAAUGGCACAGAGAAAGUGACCAUAGCUGUUUACAACCCUAGCCAUCCUGUGCAUAUAGAGCAUAACUACCUCCAUAGAGUGCACUUUCUGAACUCAACAGUGGGGUUCCACAAUAUGAGUCUGUCCUUUCACAAUGCAUCUGAAGAAGACAUCGGCACCUACUCAUGCUUGUUUCAUACUUUCCCACAUGGAUCUUGGGAAAAGAAGAUAAAAGUGGUCCAGUCAGAUAGUUUUGAGAUAGCUGCACCCUCAAAUGGCCAUCUGUAUGCAGAACGUGGACAAAAUGUCACACUCAGUUGCCAGCUUCAAAGGAAAUGGCCAGUGCAAGAAGUCAUGUGGGAAAAAGUCCAGCCUCAUCAGGUAGACAUCUUAGCUUACUGUAACCUAUCUCAAAAGACAAAAUACACAUCAAGGUACCAAAGGAAAACAUGGAGCAACUGCAGCAAGGGGAGCAUGCAGAGUGUCCUCAUUAUCCCCAAUGCCGUGGCUGCUGACUCUGGAUUUUACAGAUGCCGCUCUGAGGCCAGCACCGGAGAAAAUGAAACCAUUGUCAUAAAGCUGAUCAUAACUGAUGGUGGAUCCAAUAAACAUUUUAUCCUUCCUGUUGCUGGAGGAUCAGUUUCCCUGUUGCUUGUUAUCCUAAUUACAAUCAUCAUGAUCAUAUUUUAUAACAGAAGGAGAAGGAGACAGGUGAGAACUCCACUUAAAGAGCCCAGGGAUAAACAGAGUAAGGUAGCCAUCAACUGCAGAAGUCCCACUUCUCCCAUCCAGUCUAUAGAUGAUGAGAAAGAGGACAUUUAUGUGAACUAUCCAACCUUCUCUCGAAGACCAAAACCAAGAUUCUAA
This is a messenger RNA of Onychomys torridus (southern grasshopper mouse), 1020 nucleotides long. It is a transcript of the gene Cd226, whose product is annotated as CD226 molecule. Gene Ontology annotation, cellular component: external side of plasma membrane. The transcript is spliced from 6 exons. Gene Ontology annotation, biological process: positive regulation of natural killer cell mediated cytotoxicity directed against tumor cell target; positive regulation of natural killer cell cytokine production; positive regulation of mast cell activation. Bases 16 to 1020 code for a protein of 334 amino acids. NCBI's taxonomy places the organism in Eukaryota, Metazoa, Chordata, Mammalia, Rodentia, Cricetidae. The record is from RefSeq and is a predicted model, not a curated record.